AAACUCCAACAUCCUUUCCCAUACAUUGCCUUAAAAUUGUCUACUUAAAAAUACCCUGUAAGAUUUCGAAGGAUCACUGUGUAUUUUUUACGCGGAAGAAUGGCUUCAUUAAUUAGAUCUGCCAUGAAAGCGAUCAAGGAGAAGGGCAUUUCGAACCUGUGGAAAGAAGCCAAGCAUGAAGGAUUUCUGGAUGCUAUUGUUGAUGGCAACCUUAUGGCAACAAAAAUACAUAAUAUAGGUGCUACUCUUGUUGGUGUUGAUAGUUUUGGAAACAAAUAUUAUGAGAAGCUGGAAAACGUUCAAUUUGGUAGGCACAGGUGGGUUGAGUAUGGAGACAAGCAACGCUAUAAUGCCUCAAAUGUACCUCCUGAAUGGCAUGGAUGGCUCCAUUACAUAACAGAUCAUACUCCAGAACAGCUGCAAAUGUUCAAGCCCAAAAGAUAUGGAGAGGAGCACCGGCCAAAUUUAUCUGGGGAAGGAGAUGAAUUUACUUACCACUCAAAGGGCCACAUGUUAAACCCCAGCCAGAGAGACUGGACACGCUAUGAACCAUGGCAGCCUACCAAAGCGUGAAGAGUAAAUUCUACUCGGGGUGACCAACUGAAUUGUGGACUGAACCUGGGUUGAGCACGAUCGUAACAAAUUGAUAAUUCACACUUUUUCUUAGUGUCUUACUAGUAAUGAAUGCAUCAAACGGAGUGAUCAUUAUUUUAGUAAUGUAAUUUUACAGUGGGCUUUUGCAAUCUUGAAUUUUCUUGAUGCAUAAAUGAAACGUCUUUUAUUGUUUUAUAAUACUUAACUCCCCUACAGUCAUUAGAAUAAUGUAGUCUUAUUAGUUUUGGGAUGUCGGUUCUUUUCUCCCUUAUGGUAUGUUGCUACACAAAGGCCGAGAUAUGGUUCUUGGAACAGUAAAUUUAAUUGAUAUAAAUCAAGGAAUCUUAUAAAUUGAUUCUAUAGAA
Messenger RNA from Cryptomeria japonica (Japanese cedar), 959 nucleotides. RefSeq names its product probable NADH dehydrogenase [ubiquinone] 1 alpha subcomplex subunit 12. The transcript has 5 exons. Bases 100 to 573 code for a protein of 157 amino acids. Gene Ontology annotation, biological process: response to oxidative stress; mitochondrial respiratory chain complex I assembly. The record is from RefSeq and is a predicted model, not a curated record. Gene Ontology annotation, cellular component: membrane. Lineage: Eukaryota; Viridiplantae; Streptophyta; Pinopsida; Cupressales; Cupressaceae.